This is a messenger RNA of Pan troglodytes (chimpanzee), 3521 nucleotides long. It is a transcript of the gene POU2AF1, whose product is annotated as POU class 2 homeobox associating factor 1. The record is from RefSeq and is a predicted model, not a curated record. Gene Ontology annotation, biological process: positive regulation of transcription by RNA polymerase II. The transcript is spliced from 6 exons. NCBI's taxonomy places the organism in Eukaryota, Metazoa, Chordata, Mammalia, Primates, Hominidae. Bases 643 to 1554 code for a protein of 303 amino acids. Gene Ontology annotation, cellular component: RNA polymerase II transcription regulator complex. Gene Ontology annotation, molecular function: transcription coactivator activity; DNA binding; POU domain binding.
AUUUCCCGCUGAGCAGGCGCCCAUGGCGGGCUGAGUCCUGCCCAAGCCCUGGUGGCCUGGAAGCCUGCAUGGGCGCCGUGCAAAGAUCAACGUUUUCCAGAGGAGCUUUUGGGCUCAUCACUGGCCUGGGGAGGGCUUGACACGGGGUUCCCACAGCUUGCCCCACACCACCUUCACACCCACACACAGCAGGUCCCCGCGGGGCCGGUGCAGGCCGUGGCCGCCCGCGCUGCGCUGUUGCUCUGUCCCAGCUGGCUAGCUCCGAGUGUGGAGCACUCUGGGCCGGGGCCGCUGGGGCGCGCACAGUGGGGUGACAGGCGGCCUGGCUGCAGAAACGUUGCACCCGUGCCUGAGGUGGGAGGAUGUGAUGACGCGGCCCACGCAGCGGGAACCCAGGCCUUUAAAAAGCCCAGGAAACAGCCUCAGCUCAAGCGGUGGCUCCACUGGAGGAAAACACACCCCGGUCUCACAUUAAAGAAGCCAAACUGUCGGCUUCAAAGAGAAAAGGCAACAUCCUGUCACAGGCCAUGCUCUGGCAAAAACGUUGGUGUGAAAGGUACCAACUGCAAGUUUCAACUUGCAAAAACACUUGGCCGUUGGGCUCCUUUGGAAUCGUCUUGAAGCUUCAGAUUCUGAUAUUUCAUGAGCACUUUGCAAAGUCACUAUGAGAAGCACCCUCCUUCUUACCUGCUCAGCUGGAGUCAGUUACAGAAUUCCUUGGCAGCUGGCUGUGGACACGUGCCGGGCAGUCAGGAGACCCUUGGGAGCUGUGGGAGUCCUGCAACGUCAAUAGGAAGAGCCACAGCUCCGGAGCAAGCCCCAGCCCCGGCCCGGCCAUACCAGGGCGUCCGUGUGAAGGAGCCAGUGAAGGAACUGCUGAGGAGGAAGCGAGGCCACGCCAGCAGUGGGGCAGCACCUGCACCUACGGCGGUGGUGCUGCCCCAUCAGCCCCUGGCGACCUACACCACAGUGGGUCCUUCCUGCCUGGACAUGGAAGGUUCUGUGUCUGCAGUGACAGAGGAGGGUGCCCUGUGUGCCGGCUGGCUCUCCCAGCCCACCCCGGCCACCCUGCAGCCCCUGGCCCCAUGGACACCUUACACCGAGUAUGUGCCCCAUGAAGCUGUCAGCUGCCCCUACUCAGCUGACAUGUAUGUGCAGCCCGUGUGCCCCAGCUACACGGUGGUGGGGCCCUCCUCAGUGUUGACCUAUGCCUCUCCGCCACUCAUCACCAAUGUCACGACAAGAAGCUCCGCCACGCCCGCAGUGGGGCCCCCGCUGGAGGGCCCAGAGCACCAGGCACCCCUCACCUAUUUCCCGUGGCCUCAGCCCCUUUCCACACUACCCACCUCCACCCUGCAGUACCAGCCUCCGGCCCCAGCCCUACCUGGGCCCCAGUUUGUCCAGCUCCCCAUCUCUAUCCCAGAGCCAGUCCUCCAGGACAUGGAAGACCCCAGAAGAGCCGCCAGCUCGUUGACCAUCGACAAGCUGCUUUUGGAGGAAGAGGAUAGCGACGCCUAUGCGCUUAACCACACUCUCUCUGUGGAAGGCUUUUAGGCGUGGCUCCCACCUGAGUCCUGUUCCCUGAAACUGGGAUUUUAAAAUGAGCCUGGAAUUGAGCCCCAGGUUCAUGCUUGUUUGGAGUAGUCAUUUCAUGACUACACUUUCUAUGCACAGCUAGAAUUGUAGACCUGUAAACCUUCCUUCCCUUCUUCCUUCCCCUCCCUCCCUCACUUCCUCCCUCUCCCCCAUCCUUCCAUUCUUCCCCUCCCUCCCUUCUUCCUUUCCCACCCCUUCCUUCCUUUUCCUCCCUCCCUUCCUUCCCUCCUUCCCUUCUCCCUUUCCAACCCCUUCCUUCCUUUUCCUCCCUCCCUUCCUUCCCUCCUUCCCUUCUCCCUUUCCUUCUUUACCUCCCUCCCUCCCUCGCUUCUUCUCUCUUUCUUACUUCUUUUUUCAAUUCUGUUCCAUUUUGGGAGGUAAUUAUAGGGAUUUUAGCAAUAACAUUUUAUGUCAAAUGUUGCCAAGUCUGUGGUCCAUGGGCUUUCAUUUCUGUCACAUUUCAUUUCUUGGAAAAGGCCUCCUUCCUCCAGUGCCUGCUGAACCGUCUUAGGGUCACUCACACCCUCUGUAAUUUUAAGACGUAUGUGGUGGCUGGCGGGAAGACCAGCCCUGACAGCACCUCCUGAGAAAGUCAGCCAAGGGCCUACCCUGAUGCCAGAGUCCUUGAGCUGUCAGUUCCCACAGUUGCUCCUUUGUUUGCUCUUCUCAGCCUCGGCCAGAUUUACAGUCCAGGCAGCAAAAUCUCAAGGCCUGGGGCUCAGAGUAGUAAGGGGUGGGAAGUGGGUGGCAGGGAGAAAAGAACAUCAGGGUGGGUGGGGACAGGCCAGUGACGAAGAGAGGGACAGAGGAGGGAUGGGAACAGGCUGUGCAUCUUAGUUGGAGAGAGAGGUGUGGGAGGAAGCUUGAGUUUGAUGCAGGGAGGAGGAAGGCUGAGGAAUGACUUGGCUCCAGAUUACUUGGUUAUUAAGAAGAACAAUAAACUAAAGGAAAGCAUUGCUUGAAGAGAUGGUUUUGCUGCUCUCCUUGAGGAUACGUGCAAGGGAAGUUGGGCUGUUGUAAACAGGGUGAAGGGUGUGUUUGGCCGGCCAUUUCUGUCUCACCUCUAGGCCCUCUGCUGGUGCUGUGGAGGCCAAGACCCCAUUAAGCCUAAAGGUGAUGGGUCCUCGCCUAGGCUUAGUGCUACCAUGUGGGUUUUGUUUCUUUCCUUCCUUCCUUCCUUCCUUCCUUCCUUCCUUCCUUCCUUCCUUCCUUCCUCUCUCUUUCUUUCUUUUUUUUGGUUUUUUUUUGGGACGGAGUCUCACUCCAUUGCCCAGGCUGGAGUACAAUGGUGCGAUCUUGGCUCACUGCACCUCUGUCUCCCAAGUUCAAGUGAUUCUCCUGCCUCAGCCUCCCGAGUAGCUGGGAUUACAGGUUCAUGCCACCAUGCCCGGCUAAUUUUUGUAUUUUUAGUAGAGACGGGGUUUCACCAUGUUGGCCAGGCUGGUCUCGAACUCCUGACCUUAUGAUCCGCCCGCCUCAGCCUCUCAGAGUGCUGGGAUUACAGGCGUGAGCCACCGCACCCAGCCUUUUACCAUGUGGGUUUCUUUAGUGUCUUAAAAGCAUCCAUAAGCCACCAUUCUGUGGAGCCAAGGCCCCCUCCACUCAAACACCCUCCCUCCUGGGGACUUCUGGAGCCUCAGCCAGAAGUACCAUUAGGUUUAAUUUUAAUUUGUUUUGCUGGAGAAACAUCAGGUUUGUAGGAGACUGAGUUGUUAGCAGGUGUGCUUAGCUCUUGAUAGUGAACGUGUACCUUGGGAACUGGCUCACCCACCUGCUAAUAGCACCAUCGUCACUAUUAAGCAGACAUUUCAGUUGGUAGAAUCCAUGUAGAAGUCAUGGACUUUUCUGGGAAAUGACUUUUCUGGGAAAUGACAGUUUCUUUGACAUAUUUUCUUUGCCCACUUUAAAUAAAAACUCUGGAGAAA